This is a messenger RNA of Bicyclus anynana (squinting bush brown), 2437 nucleotides long. RefSeq lists its product as uncharacterized. The coding region runs from base 16 to 777 and encodes 253 amino acids. The record is from RefSeq and is a predicted model, not a curated record. Lineage: Eukaryota; Metazoa; Arthropoda; Insecta; Lepidoptera; Nymphalidae. The transcript has 4 exons.
GAAUUUGUAUUAGACAUGUCUAAACUUGAUGAUUUGUUUGAUAAAAAGAAAGAUGAAGCGCCUAUGUUAGAUUUAUCUAAAGUUGUAAUAAAUACAGCUGAAGAAUAUCGAGAAGUUCUAGACAAAGUGCCGGAUUUUAAAACAAGACCAGAGAAGGUUAAAGCUGAGGAUGUAAAAAUUAAAGAUAAACCCGAUCAAAAAACUAAAACAUCGAAAAAGGAGAUCAAGGCCUACGAGAAAUUAGGAACUAGGGGUUACGAAGAAAAACAAUUUACAUUCAUGGAUCCUAUACCAGUGGAAAUGCGGGGAUUGAAAUUCGAAGAACUUUGUGCUGUCCCUAUUGAAUGGCGAAUGCUUACGUCUAUAAGACCAAAGUCUAAACUAGAUGAAGAAUAUUUUAACAGAUUAGUAGAGCUAGGCAAAUCCGAAUUGAAAACCAGAGCAAGGGACAAAAGAGAAUACGCGAAAAACAACAUGAUCAGAAAAACGAAGACCCGGUCGGGUGUGACGGAGACACGCAUCGUGUCAUGCACCGAAUGCGGUGAAGAGUACUGCAAUGGUAAAAUGUGUGCCAUUACCAACUACGAUAUGUUCGCUCGGUUGAAGCUAGAAGUGGCCGCGAAGAGCACCAGAGCUCAACUCCCUCAAGCGCAGAUGGGCAAGCUGAAACGCGUGAGGCGCCGGGCACGACGGAAGCCACGCAGCAAGAGCGCCGCGCCCGCGUACCAGAAGCCCAACGCUAAUAAAUCUGGAGCUAGAAGCGAUACUGAACAUUAGAAACUUCUAACAACACCCAGUAAGGGCUCUUCUAAAAUGACUGUUGCCUUAUGGUUUACUGGUCCAUUAGUACCUACAAAAUACACAUACAUUACUUUCUAGCAAUGUCCACUAAGGCUAUUCGUUAUUUGAGUAAAACCUCUUUCCACAGUUUUUUGUACGCCAGGUCUAUACUAUACCUAUAUAUUAAUUAUACAUGCAACAACAUUACAUAAAUGCGAUUUGACUUAAUUAUGUGAAGUAGGUAGGAUACGGUGUUUUUUUAAUUCGGUUAAAAAAUAGCUGUUGGUGUCAAAGAUACCUCAUAACUUCGUUAUUUAUUAACCAAUUAUUUUCAUGUUCGAAAGACAUUCCAGAUUGAUCCCAUUUAAUUUUUACUUUUUAGUUUUGUGUUAAAAUAACUGAAAUAAAUGAACGAAGUUGCUCAUACUGUGGCGUUUACGGUCAAUAUGCUAUGACACACUAAAAAUAGAAAAAUAAAAUCUUUUUAACAAAAAAUUAACCGACUUCAAAGAUGAUUUUUUGGGCGGUUUGAAGGCGGUGCUUAUUCAUUUUGAAAUUUUUGGCACCGCCUUCAAACCGAUCAGUAGAAAGGACAAAGGUACGAUGAUAUUUUUAAUUUUUUAGAGUAAUGCAUCUUUAAAGUUGGUUAAAUUUUUUGUUAAAAAGAUUUUUUGUACUGCCCCUUUAGUAAAACCUCUUUCCGCAGUUACUUGCAAUCUAUUUAUACCUACAUAAAUAAUUAUACUCAUUUGGACUCUUUUGUUUUGAGGAAAUUAUCGCUAUAGAAAAGUAACUCUAGUCUCUAACUUCUCACUGCCUGGAUAUGAAUAUAACUAGGUGUAAGAUGUCGAUACAAAUUGUAUAGAUAUAAUUUACCUAAAAAUUAGGAAAAUAAUUUCUCAAUGAAACUCACUCUGCCGUACUGAUAUUAAUAUAACUUGAAACAUUUUUAUUUAUGCGGUAAUUAUUUGAUUUUUGUAUAUACCUAUUUAUUAUAGAAAAAAAAAUGUACAGUCGGCACCUGAUGUUUAUUAAGUGAGAGAAUAGGUAGAUAAUAUUAUAAUACUAGCGGACGCCCGCCCUUAGACCUUUUUAAUGCAGCCCUUACUGUAGCAUAACUGUAAAAAUGGAGUAACUUCUCCAGUUUUCCCAACGUUUCCCUUCACUGCUCUGCUCCUAUUGAUCGUAGGAUAAGGAAAAGUAUACUAUAACCUGCCCAGGAGCAUGAAGAAUAAUUGAGUCAAAGACAGACAGACGAAAAUUUUACUGAUUGCAUUUUUGGCAUCAGUAUCGAUCACUAAACACCCCCUGAUAGUUAUUUUCGAAACAUAUUUCAUGUUCAGAAUUUACAUCUCUACAGAAUUAUUAUAUAUACCGGCCCCAUACAAUAAGUACGUCGCGGUCCUCAGGUGUUGCCACCACGCCAAUGUUUCGUCGUAUAGGUAAUUAAGCUUUAAUUUACUUUAUUCGAAGACAUCAAACACACUUAAUUUAUUUGAUGCUGACUGUACAUAUACCGUUAAGAUUCUCAAAAAUAAUAAUAUGUAAAAUAUAAUAAGUAGGUAAUAAUACUAAUUAUCUAGUCGGUAGUUUUAAUUGAUUUUGCAUAAAAUGUAUCUCAUUUUGUACUGUUAUUUACACUAAUAAAAUAUCGAAA